Agrilus planipennis (emerald ash borer) is the source of this 1006-nucleotide messenger RNA. Its product is annotated as heparan-alpha-glucosaminide N-acetyltransferase-like. The record is from RefSeq and is a predicted model, not a curated record. NCBI's taxonomy places the organism in Eukaryota, Metazoa, Arthropoda, Insecta, Coleoptera, Buprestidae. The coding region runs from base 1 to 1005 and encodes 334 amino acids. The transcript has 7 exons.
AUGAUGCACGGUAUUCUUAGAGAAACAAUACCUUUACAUGUAUAUUGGCAGAGAAUAAGCAAACAGAAUUCCGAAUUUGAAGGAGUAAAUAAUAAAACGUUCCUAGUUAGCUUUGCUCUUCAAAUCUCCUUUUGUCCAUAUACUGAAGAAGAUAUAUCUCUUAACGAUGGAAAUACAGUAAUUAUAAAUACUUUACAUUCGAAAUUAUGGAGAAUUCUUCUCUCAAAUCCAGAAUAUUCACAUCAAGAUUCAAAUGAGAACGUACUAUGUGAUUUGGAUCCUCAAUUCGGACAAUUUGGAAUAUACAGAUUAGCACUCAGUAAUAACUCUUGUCAAGUUGAAACAUUAAAAGAGCCGGUCAACAUAUACUCUCCAAUAAUAUCUGUCAUACUAUUAUACUGCUUGCUAUACCUGAUUACAUACAGUUUUAUAAAAGUUUAUCAAGUUUGGUUCAAGACUCCGAGAAAACAAGAAGAAAAACAUCAAUUUCGAAUACAAUCAAUAGAUACGUUUAGGGGAAUCAGUAUCGUUGUUAUGAUUUUUGCAAAUUACGGCUGUGGGGGAUACGCAAUAUUAGACCAUGCAAUAUGGAAUGGUUUACACCUCGCUGACUUGGUCUUUCCUUGGUUUAUAUGGAUUAUGGGUUUCUGCAUACCAUUAUCAGUAAAGUCAGCCAUAUCCAAACGAAUUUCAAAAAAGGACAUGAUAAAAAAUAUUGCAAGGAGAUCCUGCGUCCUGUUUUGUUUGGGGAUCAUAUUGCAAUCACCGAUUAAUUUAAGUACAGUUAGAGUCCUAGGGAUUUUACAAAGAUUUGGGGUAUGCUAUUUCGUGGUAACAACUGCUUUUACACUGUUAAUUACUGAUGACAAUGAUAGUAACAAGGGAAAACUGGCUCCCGUGAAAGAUAUACUGUUGAUGAAAAACGUUUGGAUUGUAGGAAUAAUAAGUGUAAUCGUCCAUUUGUUAUUUACUUUUCUAUUAUCGGCUCCAGGAUGUCCAAAGUAAG